Rhodamnia argentea is the source of this 1318-nucleotide messenger RNA. Its product is annotated as signal peptide peptidase. Gene Ontology annotation, biological process: membrane protein proteolysis. Gene Ontology annotation, molecular function: aspartic endopeptidase activity, intramembrane cleaving. The transcript is spliced from 12 exons. NCBI's taxonomy places the organism in Eukaryota, Viridiplantae, Streptophyta, Magnoliopsida, Myrtales, Myrtaceae. Gene Ontology annotation, cellular component: cytoplasmic side of endoplasmic reticulum membrane; membrane; lumenal side of endoplasmic reticulum membrane. Bases 123 to 1175 code for a protein of 350 amino acids. The record is from RefSeq and is a predicted model, not a curated record.
CUUCCUCCUGUCGACGGGAUUCACCGAUCUGCCUCCGCAUCGUUUUGCAAAGAACGCCGUGUAGGGAUCUCUCUCGUCCCUCUCUCUCUCUGCUCGCUCGCCUACCUCAUUCGCAUCGGAGUAUGUGUAUAGCUUCGCGUUUGGAGAAAGAGAUGAAGAACUGUGAGCGCAUCGCAAACAUAGCCUUAGCAGGCUUAACAUUGGCACCUCUAGUUGUCAAGGUGGAUCCAAACUUAAAUGUCAUCUUGACCGCAUGCCUCACAGUUUAUGUGGGUUGCUAUCGAUCUGUCAAGCCUACCCCACCUUCUGAGACUAUGUCCAAUGAACAUGCCAUGCGCUUUCCAUUUGUUGGAAGUGCAAUGUUGCUGUCACUUUUCUUGCUGUUCAAGUUUCUUUCAAAGGAUUUGGUUAAUGCUGUAUUGACCUGCUACUUCUUUGUUCUUGGGAUCAUUGCGCUUUCGGCAACACUUCUACCGUCUAUUAAAAGAUUCUUGCCUCACCACUGGAAUGAGGAUGUCAUCACAUGGCGUUUUCCAUAUUUUCGCUCUUUGGAGAUCGAGUUCACUAGGUCUCAAAUUGUUGCUGCAAUUCCUGGGACUUUCUUCUGUGCUUGGUAUGCUUCUAAGAAGCACUGGUUGGCUAACAAUAUCCUGGGCCUUGCAUUUUGCAUUCAGGGGAUUGAGAUGCUUUCACUUGGAUCUUUCAAGACAGGUGCUAUCCUGCUGGCUGGGCUUUUUGUCUAUGAUAUAUUUUGGGUUUUCUUUACUCCGGUGAUGGUUAGCGUAGCAAAAUCUUUUGAUGCUCCGAUAAAGCUUUUGUUCCCAACAGCUGAUACUGUACGGCCAUUUUCCAUGCUUGGUCUUGGCGACAUUGUAAUUCCUGGUAUCUUUGUUGCAUUAGCAUUACGAUUUGAUGUUUCUAGAGGGAAAGAGAGCCAGUACUUUAAGAGUGCAUUUUUUGGAUACAUGGCUGGCGUUGUGCUGACCAUUAUUGUCAUGAAUUGGUUUCAAGCCGCUCAGCCAGCAUUGCUGUACAUUGUGCCCGCGGUUAUAGGAUGUUUGGCUGCUCAUUGCUUAUGGAAUGGUGAUGUGAAACAGUUGCUGGAGUUUGACGAGUCCAAGGCUUCCGCAUCGUUGCAAGAGGAUGCGGAUGCAAAAGCUGGGAAGGCGGAAUGAUGAGAGGAAAAGCAUUCCAAGUUGUCUUUGUAGAGAACACAAAUGCCUCUUUAGCUUUAUUUUGGCUAACUUAUGCCGCCGCGCAUCAAGUGUAACAAGAUUUUGAAAUCAAAGAAGAAAUAAUAUUUAGCCUCUCACAGAAA